UUUUUAACAUACACACCCUCUGUUUCUCUCUCAUAAUAUUCAAACUAAUUAAGUGCAUAUAUAUAGAUGUAUGAGUGUUUAUAACUUCAGGAGGAGCUCUAUAUAUUUAGCAUAAUAUCUCUCUCAAGUGUGAGAACAAAGUUGUGAAGCUCUUCUUCUCUCCUAUUCAUUUCUCUCUUCCUCAAUCUCUCUCUUUGUGUCACCAUGGUAUCUCAACCUCCUCAAGAUGAUUAUGAUGAGAAAUCGGCGAGACAAAAAGAAAUAGAUGCUUGGUUACCAAUUACUUCAUCAAGAAAUGCUAAGUGGUGGUACUCUGCUUUUCACAAUGUCACCGCCAUGGUUGGUGCCGGAGUUCUCGGCCUCCCUUACGCUAUGUCUCAGCUCGGCUGGGGACCAGGAAUUACAGUAAUGGUUCUCUCAUGGAUCAUAACACUAUACACAUUAUGGCAAAUGGUGGAAAUGCACGAAAUGGUUCCGGGAAAGCGUUUCGAUCGCUACCACGAGCUCGGACAACACGCGUUCGGGGAAAAACUCGGUCUUUACAUAGUCGUGCCGCAACAGCUGAUCGUGGAAAUAGGCGUUUGCAUCGUUUAUAUGGUCACUGGAGGCAAAUCACUAAAGAAGUUUCAUGAUCUUGUUUGUGAUGAUUGUAAACCCAUCAAACUUACUUACUUCAUCAUGAUAUUCGCUUCUGUUCACUUCGUCCUCUCUCAUCUCCCCAAUUUCAAUUCUAUAUCCGGUGUGUCUCUUGCCGCCGCGGUUAUGUCUCUCAGCUACUCAACAAUCGCAUGGGCAGCUUCGGCGAGUAAAGGUGUUCAAGAAGAUGUUGAAUACGGUUACAAAGCAAAAUCAACGGCCGGUACGGUUUUCAAUUUCUUCAGCGGUUUAGGUGAUGUUGCCUUCGCUUAUGCGGGCCACAACGUGGUCCUUGAGAUCCAAGCAACGAUCCCUUCAACUCCUGAGAAACCUUCAAAAGGUCCGAUGUGGAAAGGAGUCAUUGUUGCUUACAUCGUCGUCGCGCUCUGUUAUUUUCCGGUGGCCUUCGUUGGAUAUUAUAUUUUCGGGAACGGUGUUGAUGACAAUAUCCUCAUGUCACUUAAGAAACCGGCUUGGUUAAUCGCGACGGCAAACAUGUUCGUUGUGAUCCACGUUAUUGGUAGUUACCAGAUUUAUGCAAUGCCAGUUUUUGACAUGAUGGAAACUUUGUUGGUCAAGAAGCUUAAUUUCAGACCUACCACGAUUCUCCGGUUCUGUGUUCGCAAUUUCUACGUUGCUGUAACAAUGUUUCUAGGUAUGACGUUUCCUUUCUUUGGUGGGCUUUUAGCGUUCUUUGGUGGAUUCGCGUUUGCUCCAACGACAUACUUCCUUCCUUGCAUAAUUUGGCUAGCUAUCUACAAACCUAGGAAGUACGGCUUAUCUUGGUGGGCCAACUGGGUAUGUAUCGUGUUUGGUAUUUUCUUAAUGGUCUUGUCGCCGAUUGGAGGGCUAAGGACGAUCGUUAUUCAAGCAAAGGAAUACAAGUUUUACUCGUAAAUGCUAUGUAAUGUGUGUCAUAUCACUAAGCAACAUUCUGUGUGAAGAAGAUUUUAAAAGAUCAACAUGAGACAUAAGAAUCAGUGGUCUCAUGAGGUCUGAAUUUGUAAUAGCUUUAGAGUUUGUAUUUUGUGUGUGUUACUGUGUUUGUAUCUAUUAUUAUUAUUAUUAUUAUUAUAUUAAACAAUAUAUUUUGUUGUGCCAGGAAACUAAUAGACUAAUAGUACUAUAUUUUUCUUUUUU
Brassica rapa (field mustard) is the source of this 1776-nucleotide messenger RNA. Its product is annotated as lysine histidine transporter 1. The record is from RefSeq and is a predicted model, not a curated record. Lineage: Eukaryota; Viridiplantae; Streptophyta; Magnoliopsida; Brassicales; Brassicaceae.